Messenger RNA from Onychostruthus taczanowskii (white-rumped snowfinch), 2239 nucleotides. RefSeq names its product DnaJ heat shock protein family (Hsp40) member C14 (gene DNAJC14). The annotation marks the transcript as partial. The record is from RefSeq and is a predicted model, not a curated record. NCBI's taxonomy places the organism in Eukaryota, Metazoa, Chordata, Aves, Passeriformes, Passeridae. Gene Ontology annotation, molecular function: dopamine receptor binding. The transcript is spliced from 6 exons.
AAAACAACACUUUAGGAAACAACACUUUAGAAAACAACACUCCAGGGACUAACUCAGCAAACACCAACUUCGGGAACAACACCGCGGGCCCGAAUCCCCCCGGGGCGGGAGCGGGGGCUCGGGCCGGGGGCGGUGAGGCGGGGGGCCCCCCCGGGAGUGACCCCAAACACCCCGGGAGUGACCCCAAACCCCCCGGGAGUGUCCCCAAACCCCCCGGGAGUGACCCCGAACCCCCCGGGAGUGACCCCAAACCACCCGGGAGUGACCCCAAACCACCCGGGAGUGUCCCCAACCCCGGGGGUGUCCCCAGUUCUGAGGGUGUCCCCAACUCUUGGAGUGACCCCAAACCCCCCGGGAGUGUCCCCAAAACCCCCGGGAGUGUCCCCAAACCCCCCGGGAGUGACCCCGAACCCCCCGGGAGUGACCCCAAACCACCCGGGAGUGACCCCAAACCACCCGGGAGUGACCCCAACCCCGGGGGUGUCCCCAGUUCUGAGGGUGUCCCCAACUCUUGGAGUGACCCCAAACCCCCCGGGAGCGUCCCUAAACACCCCGGGAGCGUCCCCAAACCCCCCGGGAGUGACCCCAAACACCCCGGGAGUGACCCCAAAACCCCCGGGAGUGACCCCAACCCCGGGGGUGUCCCCAGUUCUGAGGGUGUCCCCAACUCUGGGAGUGACCCCAACUCUGGGGGUGUCCCCAGUCCUGAGGGUGUCCCCAAACCCAGGAGUGUCCCCACUCCUGAGGAUGUCCCCAACACUGGGACUGUCACCAGCCCUGGGAGUGUCCCCAACCCUGAGGGCAUCCCCAGCUCCAGAAGUGUCCCCAACUCCGGCCGUAUCCCCAAACCUGAGAUCCCCGGGAGUGUCACCAGCCCCGGUGGUGUCCCCAGUGCUCGGGGUGUCCCCAACCCUGGGAGUGUCACCAACCCCAGGAGUGUCCCCAACCCUGGGACUGUCCCCAACCCCGGUGGUGUCCCCAACCCCGGGAGUGUCACCAGACCCGGGAGUGUCCCCAGCCCCGGUGGUGUCCCCACCACCGAGGAUGUCCCCAGCCCUGAGGGUGUCCCCUCCCCCGGGGGUCGCUGUGGCUGCCGGGGUCCCCCGGCCGCUCCCCCGAGCCCCUCCCGGGACCUCCCGUGCGGUCUCGGCUGCCGCCACCGGGGACCCCCGCGGGACAACGGCGACCCCCGCGGGGCUCGGCGGCGACAACGCCACGACGAGCCCGACCGGCAGCUCGGCGACACCGCCGGGGGACAGCGGGGGACGCUGCGGGUGGCCCGGGCGGGGGUCGCGCUGUGCCUGCGCCUGCUCGGGGCUCUCCUGGCGCUGCUCUUCCUCCUCGUCCUCCUCCUCCUCGGCGGGCUCCGCUCCUUCCUGCGCGGCGGCUCCGCGGGGCUCCGCCGUUCCCGGGAGCUGCUGGCCGAGUGGCUCCGGCGGCGGGCGAGCCGGCGAGGUGACGAGGAGGUGACACGUUUGGUGGCCAUGGCCGAGGUGGCCGAGGAGGAGCUGGACCCGUUCCGGGUGCUCGGGGUGGAGCCCACGGCCAGCGACACCGAGCUGCGGCGGGCGUACCGCAGGCUGGCGGUGCUGGUGCACCCCGACAAGAGCCGCGACCCCCGGGCGGAGGCGGCGUUCAAGGUGCUGCGGGCGGGCUGGGAGCGGGUGAGCAGCCCCGAGAGGCGGCGCGAGUACCAGGCGCGGUUCCAGCUGGACAGGGACCCCCGCGGGGGCCGGUACUGUGCCCCGUGCGGGGCGUGGCACGCGGCCGAAGAGGGUGACCUGUGGGCAGAGUCCAGCCUGCUCGGCCUCAAGGUCACCUACCUGGCCCGCAUGGACGGCCACAUCUACGACGUCACCGAGUGGGCGGGCUGCCAGCGCGUGGCCAUCUCCCCGGACAGUCACCGUGUCCCCUACCACCUGUCCUUCGGCGCCAGGACAGCCACGCCCGCCGGACGCCAGCGGGCCCCCCCCAAGGGCAGCCCCCCCUCCCCCGCUGACCUCCAGGAUUUCCUGGCCCGCGUUUUCCAGGGGAAUCCGGGCCCGGGCGAGGCCGGGGGGGCUUUCCCCGCCCCCCACGGGGCUGCGGGACCCCCCCAGGGACCCCCCCAGGCCCAGGGGGGCCCCCCCAGAGGGGACACGAAGCACAAGAGGAGGAAGAAGGGGCGGCGGCCGCUGCCGCGCUGAGGAGACCCCCGAUCCCCACCCCAAAAAAAAAACAAAAAACAAAAGGGCUUGGA